Molecule: messenger RNA, 815 nt
Organism: Gavialis gangeticus (Gharial)
Lineage: Eukaryota; Metazoa; Chordata; Crocodylia; Gavialidae
Gene: PUDP
Product: pseudouridine 5'-phosphatase
Exons: 4
Coding region: 23-715 (230 amino acids)
Molecular function (GO): phosphatase activity
Source: RefSeq, a predicted model, not a curated record
CCUGCGCCGCCUCUGCCGCACCAUGGCCGCUUCCCGCCGUCCCGCGCCCGCCACCCACCUGCUCUUUGAUAUGGACGGGCUCCUGCUGGACACUGAACGUCUCUACACUGUUGUAUUCCAAGAAAUCUGUGAGCGUUUUGGAAAAGCCUACACGUGGGAGGUGAAAUCCUUAGUCAUGGGUAAAAAAGCAUUGGAGGGAGCACAGAUUAUUCGAGAUAUUCUAGAGCUUCCGAUGACCAAAGAAGAGCUGCUGCAUGAGAGUAAAAUGAAGCAGGAAAAAAUAUUUCCUAGUGCUGCAUUGAUGCCAGGUGUUGAAAAACUGAUCCGCCAUCUACACCAGCACAACAUCCCCAUUGCUGUUGCUACAAGCUCAGCUAGAGUGACAUUUGAGAUGAAAACAAUGAAACACAAAGACUUCUUUACUUUAUUUAAUCAUAUUGUAUUGGGAGAUGACCCAGAAGUGAAGAAUGGCAAGCCACAGCCUGAUGUGUUUUUAGUAUGUGCAAAGAGAUUUCACCCACCACCUCCUCCAGAAAAGUGUCUUGUGUUUGAAGAUUCUCCCCUUGGAGUCAAAGCAGCAUUGACAGCUGGGAUGCAAGUAGUUAUGAUCCCAGAUGAAAAUUUGAAUCAAGACCUUACAAAAGAAGCAACUGUGGUUCUGAAAUCUAUGGAGGACUUUAAACCAGAAUUGUUUGGUUUGCCACCAUAUGACUAAUCACUAGUAUAUCUCAAUGUGUUCUUGGUUUGAGGGAACAUCAGAGGUGGGGUAAAAACUCAAAGUACAAUUUAUCAUUAUUUUGAUCACUAUUUUUCCC